Corythoichthys intestinalis (scribbled pipefish) is the source of this 8566-nucleotide messenger RNA. It is a transcript of the gene arhgap31, whose product is annotated as Rho GTPase activating protein 31. Lineage: Eukaryota; Metazoa; Chordata; Actinopteri; Syngnathiformes; Syngnathidae. The transcript is spliced from 12 exons. The record is from RefSeq and is a predicted model, not a curated record. Gene Ontology annotation, molecular function: GTPase activator activity. Gene Ontology annotation, cellular component: lamellipodium. Gene Ontology annotation, biological process: small GTPase-mediated signal transduction. The coding region runs from base 282 to 4043 and encodes 1253 amino acids.
GCCACGUCCCGGCCAACCAAAAGUGUCGUUCUGUCAUUCCUGUAGAGAAAUGCCACUCCGAAAGUUUGAAAGUUUAAACAAGUGACGUCACUUCUGCUCCUCAGCCUCCAGCCGGGCGCUUAGUCAAAAUGUGAGCGGAUGCAGCACAUUUGGGAGAAGAUUGCCGGGUACUCGACACGGCUGCUUUUUGAUCCACGAGCUCACCCUCGCUCAAGGUCAUAUGGAUUUAUCGUUGCGUUUACAAGGAGCUGCUAAUCGUAGGGACCGCUAACUGGAACCACAUGAAGAAAAAAGGGACCAAGCAGAAGUCCAAGACCAAAGGAAGUGAAAAUGCUUUCGGCUGUGACCUGACGGAACAUCUCCAGAACUCAGGACAGGAUGUCCCUCAGGUGCUACAGAAAUGUGCAGAGUUUAUCGAGAAGCACGGGAUUGUACAUGGGAUCUACAGGUUGUCAGGGGUCACCUCAAAUAUUCAACGACUCAGACAGGAAUUCAGCUCUGAGGCGUGCCCUGACCUUACAAAGGAAGUGUACCUACAGGACAUCCACUGUGUGGGUUCUUUAUGCAAGCUGUACUUCAGGGAGCUACCAAAUCCUCUGCUCACAUAUGAGCUAUACAGCAAAUUCACUGAAGUGGCCUCAGUGUGCGGCGAUCAUGAAAGACUUGCACACAUUCAAAAGACGGUUAAGGAAUUACCGACCCCUCACUUCAGAACUCUGGAGUACCUCAGCAAGCAUUUGGCCCGCCUCGCCACUUUAAGUGCCCAGACAAACAUGCACACACGCAAUCUGGCUUUAGUUUGGGCUCCUAAUCUAUUGAGAUCUAAAACAAUAGAGGCCACAUCUGGUAAUGGAGACAUGGCUUUUCAGGAAGUGCGAAUACAACAGUCAGUGGUGGAGUUCAUUUUAAACCACACCGAGCAGAUCUUUAACACUGACUCCGUGCAAAUCAAACCAAAAGAAGGGCCAAGUUUAAUAUGUGGGGAGAAAUACGCCACGCUCCCCAUUAGCGGUCAGAGUGGGCCGAUGAAACUGAUGAGCCUGGAAGAAGCCCAAGCUCGCUCCUUAAGUCCAAAUCAUCCUCUGCACAAAGAACGCCAACGGGAGAACAGUCUGCCUGACACCAGCAUGGCCACGCUCUACCACACUGUCAUAGACUUGGACAGCAAGAGAAAGCUUUCUGGAAAAUCGAAGAAAUGGAGAUCUAUCUUCAACUUGGGACGCUCCGUGGACUCCAAAGGAAAACUGAGCCGAAAUGGAAGCGUGUUCAUUAGAGCCCCUGGGUUAACAGAAAAGUCAUCUCUUCGACCGUCCAGAAGUAUGGAGUCACUGUGCUCCUUGCCAACAGAUGAUGAUAGAACUGGAAACAGUCCAUCAGGGGGACAAGGCAGCAUUUUUGUUCCGGAUGUCAAAUCAAGAACACUGGGAUCUGAUUCACUUUAUGACUUGAGUGAACAUGAGCAAAACUGGGAGUUUAAAGGGAAAAAAUCUGGCAGCGUAACAGGCGGUUGGAACUCUGGGUUGAGCCAAAAGGGCAGCUUAUCAGGUGCUUCAGCAACCCCUCAAAGAACAUUGCCGGAGCAGCUCAAGGUGUUUAAGGGAGAUGACCUGAGUGGCAACAAACCUACGUCUCCUAAAAACAGAAGGAUGCUGUACUCGGGUUCCUCCUACAACAGUUCAUCUCGACCUUCCUUUCCUGGAAGCUUCUUUCCGCUGGAGUCAUCGCCGAGGCACCAGCGUAGAGCCGUCAACAUAUCGGAGCCUUUCGCUGUGUCGGUACCCCUGCGCGUGUCGGCCGUUAUCAGCUCUAACAGCACGCCUUGCAGAGGGCUUGCCAAGGAUAGGAUGGCUGCAGCAGCACUGAAACCUUGCAAGGAGACUUCAGACCAGAGCGGUGGUGGAAAAAGCAACAUGUGUCCAGUAGUGGAACCCAGCAACAGAGAUGGAACAGAGAAGAAACAGACAGAGAGAGUCUCAAAUGCAAUGCCAAAGGGUAAAACCAGAGAAUUAUUCCAAGAAGAGAUGAGCAAGACUCAACUGGAAGCGCUUUCAAUUGUGAGUGAAGGCACAGCAAAAAUACCCUUCACUGGGCAACAACUGGAAAAUCAGUCAAAACCCGCUCAACAGGAUAAGGAAUUAUGCAUCACAAAGGAGCUUUGGUAUGACGUCCACCAAGAGCUGAAGAUAACAGAACCUGAAAUGGACCUACUAGAUAAGACUUACGAUGCCAUCCUACCUGGCCAAAACAAGAAGUUAACUAUGGAUGUAAAGUCAAAAAGAAGCCGCAGCUCUCCAUCGCUGUCCAUGUUCUGUAAAGACCAGUCUUCCAAAUCCUAUCUCUAUGAUCAUCUUAACACCUCUAGGUCUGAAUCUACAGUGAAACAGCCUUCAGAGUCCGACAUUGUAUUUUCUCUCCUAAAAAAUGAUCUUUGGGUCAAUGAAGGCAUAAAAAUUGUCAACCCUGUUCUGGAAGAAACUGACAAGAAAUUUUCUUCUUUGAAUAAAGCGCAUACUAUAGAGCCCCAAGUUAGUUUCACAAGUGACUCUCAAAUCCUCAGAGGCUCCUUAGCAGCAAUUGAUAGCCAAGGAGAAGCUGAAGAACAUGAAAGUCCUGAAGAAACCCAAAACAUCUCAUGUGAUGUAGAGAAAAUUCCUGAAGUUGUAUCCCAGUUUUCCAUAUGUCUGGAGGAGAGACCAAAUUCUCUGGACCUGCCAAUCCAGGAAGAUGAUGAAGGAUUGGCAGGAAACUCUGAAGAGCUGGAUCUAGUGGAAUCAUGGGAAGACCUCAGCUCCAGCAAGCAGUGGGUCACAAGUCCACUGCACUCCCCAGACGUGGAAGAGUUGUUUAAGCAGCAAUUGCCGUUCAGCUCUCAAUCUGUAACUCUGAACUCAGACGAGGAUCGGACCUCAUUUUCUUCACACAGUGUUAAACAAUCAAAAAGAUUAUCCCUUGCGAAAACCUCAUCAGGAAACAUUUCACAAACAUCCAGCAGCAAAUAUGAAACCGAUUUGGCCUCUCUGCCUUCUACGAACGCUAGUCUCAACACCAGUAAUGGAACACAAGCUCCAAUUGGAAAAUGUGGAACAAAAAAACUGAAAUCAUCGCAACACUUUUAUAGACAAAUGUCUUACGAAUCAGCCGGACCAGAAAAAAGAGACGAACACAACCUUUCCAAACACAGACCAUGCUCCCUCAACCUAGACUUGGGGCCUCGAUGCAUUAGGGACAUUUCUAACCAGCAAAGCCGUCCUUCGCUCAAGCUUUCUUCCUAUACGAGGAGUCUGUCAGAGACUGUAAACAGUGGGCUCCUCUCCGAGUUGGACUUGUUCUUGAACGAUAGCCAGGCACCUUUGCGACGAAAUUCUGCCCCCCUCAGUGUUGCAUCCGUCCGGACCGCCUUCAUGAUUAAGACGUGCAAGGCCAAAGCUGUGCCUGUUGUACCUCCAAAGGUGCAGUAUAGUCAGAUACCUCACUCCAGACAAGACAGUGACAUUGAGACAGAGAAAGAACAAGACACGGCUUGUCCUAAAAAUAGUACAGAGAAAAGCCACGAAGCACCUCCCCCAGCGAUUUCAGAUCUGAAGGACGAGUUAGAGAAUAAGGAGCCUGUGGCCAAACAGCAAAACCACCCAAAAGUUCAGAAACAAGCAGAAAAUGUGACGACAACCACAACAGUACCGCCAGUCAUCACCAGGCGACACACCCCCAGUCUUGAAGUUUUUGUUGACAGACCUAACAGAGCAAAUAUUUUACAAAGGUCGUCUUUUAGGAACCGGCAAAGACCCCAGAGUCUGAUACUGUUCAGUCCUCCUUUUCCCAUUAUGGAUUACCCUCCGCCCGGUGACGACGGCAAACUUCUGUCCAUCAAGAGCAUGAAUGAGGAAUCGGCAAUGAAAGAGACAUCCGUAGAUGGGGUUGCCCUCCAAAAUAAAAUGACUAUCCCAAAGAGUGGUCAGAGACUAGAAACAUCAACCAGCUGCUUCUACCAACCACAAAGGAGAUCGAUGAUUUUUGAGAGCAGGAACCACAGACAGAUAGAGUAAACACAGAGACUUGCUGAAUGUAAAUGACUUACUGAGACCGAUAUGAUGUUGUAAAUCGCAGUAUACUAUUUUAUAUAAAGCUAUUGUUGAGGGUUGGAAAUGUAUUAAAUUAAAAUUUCUCACUACGUUCAUGAAGUAUUUAAGAGAAAUAUUGUACAGAACCGAGAUCUUUUAGGCCAUGAUUCACUGAACGAACAUUAUUAACAGCCACUUUAUUACUAACAACAACUGCUUUUGAGAACAUGCGCAAAACUUGUGACAAUCAGCUUUUGACUAUGAUCAGUUAGCUGCAAUUUAGUUGUUUUGUAUUUUAUAUACUUGAAAACCGAUGAAGGUUGCAUUGACUGUAGGAGUCUCGGGGUCUUGUUCACGAGUGAGGGAACAAUGGAGAGUGAAAUUGGACGGCGAAUUGGGGUAGCAGUCGCUUUAUCACAUUGUUGCAACAGAGAGCUGAGCCAAGAGCCAAAUCUCUCCAUCUUCCGUUCGAUCUUCGUUCCUACCCUCACAUAUGGUCAUGAACAAUGGGUCAGGAUCGGAAGAACAAGAUCGCGGGUACAAGCGGCCGAAAUGGGUUUUCUCAGACGGAUAGCUGGCAUCUCCCUUAAACCUGAGUUAUGCUUCUGCGUUGCGGUGAUGGCGUAGCGACUAGAGUGUCAAUAAGCAUUCGACAGUUCUGCGGCCAGGGAACGUGUUGCUCUGUAAUUCACCGCCAAGCCACUAGAGGGGUGUGGCAUUGUGUUUGCACGGUUUUGGGGGACUCUUGUCGACUUCCUCUAGCUUUCUUCCAGUUACAAUGCCGACAGAGAUGGAACGCUUGAAUGUGGAUUUUCAGCUCAUCAACAUUGAACAACAAAUGUUGAUCAUACAAAUGUUGAGGCGCAGGGAACACAGAAGACGGUUACAGAGGUGGUCGUUAGCGCAUGAAUGUUUGUAAAUGGCGGUGAUUUCGCGCUGAACUGGAAACAACAAUCUGAGCAGACAAAUCGCAGUCCAUUUGUGUCACGUUUAGCUGCACGUCAGGCUACGGCAGAGGGUCGUAAUUCGGGUCUGCCUUGACGGCGUAGGUCUGCCGCAGAAGCAUAACUCUGCCUUUAGAGACAGGGUGAGAAACGUUGCUAUUUGCAAGAUGCCAAGAGUCGAGUCACUACUUCUUCAUGUAGAAAGGAAUUAGUUGCGGUGGUUCGGGCAUCUGGUGCGGAUGCCACCAGGGCGCCUCCCUAGGGAAGUGUUCCUGAUACAUCCAGCUGGGAGGAGACUUCUAGGCAGGACCAGGUGAAGGGAAUAUAUCUAGACACUGGCUUGCGAGCAGCUCGGGAUCCCCCAGUCAGGGCUACUUAAUGUGGCCAGGGAAAGGGAAGUUUGGGGCUCCCUGCUGAAACUGACGCCCCCGCGACUGAAGUGAUUGAAGAUGGAUGGAUGGCUAUUUCUUAAAGGGAUCCACGGAAAGAAAGACUUGUAGUUCUUAAAAGGUAAACGUUAUUAUGAGUUAAAAUAAUUUUAUAUUGAAGCCCUUCUUGAUGUUUUUGUUUGUAUGCAAUCUGUAAAAUUAGUUUAACUAGUAGGUCGCCAGUGUUGUUGACGUCACAUGGUUACGCUGCCAGGCUUCCAGAGUAUGACAUCUGUUCAACCCUUUCAAUUAGAACCCGAGAGGAACAUUAAUAAGCAUGACAGCACUGUCGAUAUUUCACAAAACGAACAGCAAAAGCAAAAUGAACAGGAAAGACGGGAUGAGACGAGAGUAGGGGGAAAAAACGGUGUUCUGCCAAAAUGUGCUACACUGGCGAAACAUGCUACAAGAGGCGAAUUUGACACCCAAAGUACUACCGUGCACUUUCAGCUUGUUUUGUUUAGAUGCAUAAAGACAGAACGUACUAAAGACUCCUUAGAAAAAUACUUAAAAGGAGUAAUAUCAAGUAAGGGUGGUUUAAAUAUGCUACGUGACUAAUGUGCUCAACAAAUCAACAAUCUGCUUUAAACCUACCACAACAAAACACAAUGCUUAAAAGUAUGAGAGGGAAACAGAUGCAACGAAAAGGUAUUAAAAGACUCAAUAAAAACGCAAAUAGUAAGUACUAGUCGCUUUUAACCGAUGAGUGCCUGUGCUGGAUGUCUCGCCGCGUAGAUGGAAUUGCAGUAACCCGGUAGAAUUCGUCGAAUGACAGUGACAAUCUACGUUAUCACCCUGAGCGUCCAUUUCACGCUUAAAACAUGGCGCCCUCUGUAGGUCAAAACAUGUACUAAAUAUUACAGAUUUUUAAAUCAAUAGCAAUAUUUUAUGUGUUUCUAAUCACAUAUUUUAGUAAAAGAGAACAAUUGUGGCUUAUUAGAGCCUACAAGUCUUUAAGUCCUAGGUUCCCUUUAAAGGCUCAGUUCUGUGACUGUCAUAGACAACGACAUAUGUACCAGGUUUCUGCGUACUUGCUGAGGGGAGAAUUUAUCUUUCUUUUUAUAUUUACAAGCACAUUUCAUGCGUAAUAAGCAGUGUUGGGCAUGUUACUUUAAAAAAGUAAUUAGUUACAUUACUCACUACUUCGUCCAAAAAGUAACUGAGUUAGUAACUGAAUUACUCUAUAGUAAAAGUAACUAGUUACCAGGGAAAGUAACUAUUUCCGUUACUUUAAAAAGAACUUGUUGUAUGUCAAAGAAUUUGAAAUUUUCUGAGCAGUAUUCGAGUCAGUGAAAUAGAGAAGAACAGACAGGUAGUUAACUUGUUAGGUGCUUCAGCAGAUUUGAAUUGCUUACCACAGAUGUCGACAAAAGCUUUGCCCCGGGGCAUAAAUGACACAUUACAUGCAGGUUCUUUCCUUUAAUUUCGACAAACUUGAAAUAGUGUCUAUAUCUUCACCUCUUAAAGGACAAUUUUUCUUCUGAAUGCUCUGCCAUCCCGACCCUGUGCAUCUGUUUUGCGUGUGUGUGUUUGCCGCACGCGCUGUUCCGGUUUGCUUGUGAAAUCACCGGCUCUGAUUGGCUUACCACGACAUAUGACUCUUAACCCUCAGCCAUCACAAUCACUUCCAUCGCAUCUCUCGAGGGGCUGCAUUCAGGUAGGCUCGGUUCCCGACAAUUCAUGUCACCUUCAAAGCGUCUGCCGUCCUCAAGAUGGAAGCAGAAUUAUUGCUGGCUGACAGGGGAGAUGGGAACGAGGCUAGCAUCAGGUGUAGCAAACACAGAAACGUUACCAAACUUUGGAAAGCAUUGUCUAAUUGAAUGAGCAGGGACAAACAGCUUGGAGUCAGAAGUACGUGCGCUAUUCUCGAACCUGAACGCACCCCAAGUCUUGGAUGACAAAUCAACAGAGCAGAGAGUCGCCUCGACACGGCUGGUAGUUUCUUCAAUUUACUCAAAGUAACGCACCGCUCUUGACCGUCAGUAACAGUAACGGCGUUGUAACGGCGGAAAAAGUAACGCACCGCUCUUGACCGUCAGUAACAGUAACGGCGUUGUAACGGCGGAAAAAGUAAUUAGAUUACCCUGUUACUGAAAAAAUAACGCCGUUACGUAACGGCGUUAUUUAUAACGGCGUUACUCCCAACACUGGUAAUAAGCCACGUUUCUACCAAACUGUACUGUUCCGUCCAUGUAGAAAAGCAUUCAUUUUUGCAGGGUAAAGCCAUCCUGUCUCACGAUGGUCCAAUAUUAGCUAACGUUCCCUAACGUUAUAGCAACAACAUUGAAUCAACAAAACCUCAUCCCUCAUAUAUUAUUUGGCUACACUCUGAUGAAUCACCAUGAUGGAUUUGUUUGCUGUUCUGUGUUGCAAGAACUGAUCUGUGCUUCUUGGAAAACUUGCUUGGAAGACAUUAGAAAGCUGUAUUGUAAAAUACUAACAAUGAGCUAUCGGAAGAUCAAUUUUGUUUGAAGUGCGUGACCAAAUCCAUGUACAUUCAGACUUCUAAAAGAAAGGAAGUGUAAAAAAAACUGAUAACGUCGCUGUUUAACAGUAUAAUUGUGCUAGCUACAAUAGCUGUGAUCAUAUAGUUUGCAGGAAAUAUACUGCUGAAGAUGUGUGUAUUGUUACAUGAAGUAAACUUUAAACAAGGAAUUAAAAUAUAAAGUAUUACUAUUAUGAAUGUGAUAAAUGUAUUUAAAAGGAAAUAUAGUUUUCUGAUAUACGGAAUGUGUGUUGGAUAUUAAUCUACGGAAGAAGCUUUGCAUUUGAUUUUUUUUUUCUUAAUAUUUUUUUUCAUUUCUGUUCAUGACAAAGAUCUUAAAUCAGCUUUGUGAGGAAGAGCAAAGCAGAUUCUGGAGUUGCUUUCCUGAAGGUUGACAGAUGCAUGGCUGUAUCAUUGUGGACCUUCACAAUGUAUCUGAGUAAAGUCUACUGACAGCAUCUGGAAAAUGUUUUAUUUGUCGUUUAUCUUGAUGAAAAGAGACUCUGAGUUUUAAUACUUGUCCAGAUAUCUUGAAUGCUUACAAACAUUGUGAUGAGAGUGGAGGUUUUUAUUACUCGUUUAUCAUGUUUGCAUUUGCAUUGAAGCCUUAAAACAUCACUUGAAAAAGUGCUUGUCAGGAGAUUUUUUUUG